UUCAGUCGGGAAACAACAGUCAUGGCGGAUGUUAUGAAUGUUGGUGUGAAUUUAGAGGCUUUUUCUCAAGCGAUUAACGCCAUCCAGGCGCUUAGAUCGAGUGUUACCCGAGUGUUUGACUCACUGAAAGAUGGAAUGAAGAAUAAAGAAACGCUUGAAGGAAGAGAAAAGGUGUUUAUUACGGAAUUUCAGGACAACUUACAGGCGGUGAAUCGCGACUUGACUGAGUUGGAGCGUCUGAGCAACCUGGUUGGCAGGCCGUCAGAGAGUCACCCGUUACACAACAGCGGCCUGCUGAGCUUAGACCCGGUUCAGGACAAAACCCCUCUGUACAGCCAGCUUCUACAGGCUUACAAAUGGUCCAACAAGUUGCAGUAUCAUGCAGGCUUGGCAUCCAGCCUCUUAAACCAGCAAUCACUCAAGCGCUCGGCCAAUCAGAUCGGAGCAUCGGCGAAGAGGAGGCCGAAGGUCCAGCCCAGCACCCUCGUACUGCCCAUUCAGUACGUGGAUGACGUGAUCUCUAGGAUUGGCCGUAUGUUUCCAGACAUGUCCAUUGAGCUCUUCCGGCCCAACGGGACGUCGGCUGUGCUGCUGGUGACACUGGGAAAGGUGCUUAAAGCCAUCGUGGUGAUGAGGAGCCUGUUUAUCGACCGCACCAUCGUCAGAGGAUACCACGAGAACGUGUAUUCCGAGGACGGCAAGCUGGAUAUCUGGUCAAAGUCCAACUACCAGGUUUUUCAAAAGGUGACGGACCAUGCCACCACAGCCCUGCUGCACUACCAGCUGCCCCAGAUGCCUGAUGUGGUGGUGCGCUCCUUCAUGACCUGGCUCAGGAGUUACAUCAAGCUUUUCCAGACACCAUGUCAGCGCUGUGGUAAGUUUCUGCAAGACGGCUUGCCUCCCACCUGGAGGGAUUUCCGUACCCUUGAGGCCUUCCACGAUACCUGCAGGCAGUGAAUCUACAAACCGGGCAAGGGAUGAACAAAUAUAAAGCAUGUGCCUGUAUUGAAAGACAUUUGAAGCCACAUGUUGCAUCUAAUGGACCAAAUGGAAAGACUUCAAUAGUCAGCGUUGGUCAUGACCAACCGAUUAGAUGUAUAGGUUUGUCAGUAUGCACUCCAUACAGUAAAGGCAGAUCUGGAUUCUAAACAUGUUAUGAAAGGUUUUUUAAAGUCGGAGAUUUGUCUUUGCAGUUGUCCAAUUCCAAGUUUCAAGCAGAGGUGCUUGCGAUUGCCAGUAAACAUUAACUUCCUGUGCUCAUAUCUAGUGUUCACACAUCCAAAAACUUGUGUCCUACUUAGUUUGCUUAGCUUUUGUACCUUAAAAAAAAUGCUUUAGUGAAUCACUACAAAGCAAAAGUCAUGCAGCACAGGUUUUUGUUGUUUUUGUUUGUGAGCUUUUUUUUUUUUUUUGAGUCCCGUUUAUAAAGGAAAAGGCGUUCAAUAUUUUACAAGUCGUCUUUUUUUAUGAAAAAAAAAGUCAACUGCUACAACUAGGUCAUAACUUCACAUGCACUCUUCUUUGAACACGACAGGUUUUAUGAUUGGACAAGAAUUGCUUAUGUGGUGUUUUUUUUCCCCCCUUUGUACUCCAGUUUUGAUGUAAUAAAAACUUUUUUUUCUGCU
Messenger RNA from Neoarius graeffei (lesser salmon catfish), 1625 nucleotides. RefSeq names its product mediator complex subunit 27 (gene med27). Gene Ontology annotation, molecular function: transcription coactivator activity. Bases 22 to 957 code for a protein of 311 amino acids. The record is from RefSeq and is a predicted model, not a curated record. Gene Ontology annotation, biological process: regulation of transcription by RNA polymerase II. Lineage: Eukaryota; Metazoa; Chordata; Actinopteri; Siluriformes; Ariidae. The transcript is spliced from 8 exons. Gene Ontology annotation, cellular component: mediator complex.